Messenger RNA from Schistocerca gregaria, 2257 nucleotides. RefSeq lists its product as uncharacterized. Lineage: Eukaryota; Metazoa; Arthropoda; Insecta; Orthoptera; Acrididae. Gene Ontology annotation, cellular component: plasma membrane. The transcript has 11 exons. The record is from RefSeq and is a predicted model, not a curated record. Gene Ontology annotation, molecular function: guanyl-nucleotide exchange factor activity. Gene Ontology annotation, biological process: Ras protein signal transduction; positive regulation of GTPase activity. Bases 1 to 2148 code for a protein of 715 amino acids.
AUGAAUAGGAUUCAGAAAUUGCUAUUCUCAGAAUACAGUGAACUUGAAGAACUCGUUUUGUUAGAAAGCCCUUUCGCAGAAACCGAGAGGAACGGUAACGCCAUACGUCAGGUUCAGUUAGGACUGACUCCAAGAAAUCUCAUUAUUGCUGGAGAUAUGAUCACACCUGCAGAUGAGGUGGAAAUUGGUUAUUGCUUGGGACUAGAUCCAGAAAUUGAAACACUGGAACUAAUUUCUAUUGUACCAGUUGAGUGUGUUAAUCUUAGUGUUUUCAGCAGAAGGAAAAGGCGUACACUCAAAGCUCAUUUUUGUAAUUCUGUAAUUAAAUAUUAUGAACUUGGAGGCUCAGAACAUCGUAAGAUGUUCUGGAAUCUAUGGUGUGAGAAAGUGAGGUUUUUGUCCCCCAGUGAAGAUUUCUCAUGUCUGUCAGAAACAUCAGCUGAAUCUUCGUCAUCUGAAAGCAGCCUCUAUAUCAAGUCCAAGAAACAUACAGUUUCUGAGUCAGGGAAGCACAGACUAUGGUGUCAGUUUGGAAGGGGCCAAGCCAAAGAUGAGAAUGUGGCUGCCCAUGAAGAACAAAGUAUAGUGUCUGAUAACCAUGUCGCAGAACUUCUUCCAGUCAACAGAAGUGUCCUCCGAGGAACAUCGUUAACUGAAAUCCGGGUGAAUUUUGAGGAACCAUUCCAAAAGCAGCACAGUGUGAAGGAGCUUGAGCAGGCAUGGGUGGAGCUUAGAGCAACAACCAGUCAGCAUUCAGAAUCAUCUGUAGCUUCAUUUAUAUUAAGGCUGUGCCAUAAGGAGAAACAGGUGCGCCCCAGGUUGGUGUCAUUAGGCAAGUGCUCCGGCGAUCACCACCUCACAGCAGAUAUCAUCCUGCAGAGCAGCAGAUCACAGACUGCUCUGCUGCAGCUUCGUAAGAGAGUAAAGAAGUCAGUGCACCAUAGAAAGAAGACAACAAGGUAUGUGAAUGGAAAGUUUGGAACAAGUUAUUAUGUCUGUGAUGAUAGCACUCUACAAUAUUUUAAACGGAAGCUGAAGAAGAAUCUGAAGUUAACAGUGUGGAACUUUAAUUCAACAACAUUGGCUUAUCAGCUAACUAUGAUUGAUAGAGAUCUAUUUUGCAAGAUUGAAGAAAUUGAAAUUGAAAUCUUAUUAAAGCAGCAUUCAGCCAGAAACACUCCCAACAUAGCAGCAAUCAUCGCAUUCUCUCAUAGAAUAUCUUGCCUUGUUGCUACUGAUAUUCUUGAACAACAGAAUUUAAAAACAAGAAGCCUCCUGAUUGUACGGUUCAUCAGUGUAGCACAAAGGUGUGAUACCCUUCAAAACUUUCAGUCAUGUCAUAGUGUACUGGAAGGAUUACAAAGCCCAGCCAUUCAUAGACUCCAUAAGACCUGGGAACGUGUUCGCAAGGAAUAUCCAUCAAAAUACUGCUUGUUUGAAAAGCUCUGUCGUAAACAUCGAGAUCCACGACUGCCUGCAUACCAGAAGGCAUUUUAUCAGGCUAGUCUGCAGCCUCCAUUUCUACCUUUCAUUGGAGAUAUCCUAGCAAGAGCUCUUAGAAGAGUACCUAAUUUUCCCUUAAAACUCUUGUCAAAAUCUUCACAAGAAAGUUUUACAAAUUUCAAUGCCUCAGGAGUACAAGAAGUGGCAGCAGCUGGUACGAGGACAGUGGAUACUAGAGAAACAGCACACAGUCCUUCACGAAAAACUCGCUACAUUCAUUGUAUUCGGCAGUUCUUUUCCUUCUUCCAUAUUAUUUCAGUGGCCUCUGUUAAUUCCAUUAUGGAUAAUAAAAACAGUGAAGUUUCACAACAUGAAUUACCUAGCCCCAGGAAAUUUGAAGCAAAUAGUAUGCAGGUGCCAAAUAUUCAGACAUGUUGCUUGCUGCCAAACAAUGGAAAUGGUGAAGUUCUGUUUAAAAAUUUCAAUCCAGGAACUAUACCAUCUGCACUACACCCCAAUUAUAGUGUGCUAAAAGUAGGUGGUGUCAUACAUUUACUAGACUGGUAUAAGAGAGGCGCAAUGGUAUAUGAUUUCACCCUUGAUAAACUUGCAAGGGAUUAUUUGUUAAAGUCCCAUUAUCAAGAGGAAAAAGAAAACUACUUGCUCUCCACAAAGCUUGAAACUAUAACUAACAGUGAUCAAUAAUAAUUGUAAAAGAUGAUAAAUUGAUUGAAAUAUGUGAAGUGUAGUGUAUUUAAAUUUUCAGGCCACCGUCCAGUAACCACCCCCACACUUUUGAAAUGAUUUUGAAAAU